This is a messenger RNA of Aspergillus candidus, 734 nucleotides long. RefSeq lists its product as uncharacterized. The transcript is spliced from 2 exons. NCBI's taxonomy places the organism in Eukaryota, Fungi, Ascomycota, Eurotiomycetes, Eurotiales, Aspergillaceae. Bases 166 to 534 code for a protein of 122 amino acids. The record is from RefSeq and is a predicted model, not a curated record.
GUCAACAUUCUUUCUCUUUUCUCUCUCUUGUUUCUAUCUUUUUGUAGUGCUGUGCACACAACUUUCCCUGGUGGAGUCAUACACAAAACGUCUUACCUUCUUUCUAAACAUUGAAUUACUUUUCCUUCCAAACAAAUCUUUCAGCCCACUCAUUCCACAUUCAUCAUGAAGAUCUCUGCUGUCAUUGGAGCCAUUGCCGCCGUCUGCGUCGCCCCGGCUGUUGCUUUUAGCCAAGGUCAAGCUACGAGCGUCCCUGCGUCUUCUGUCACUCCCACUCCCACUCCUUCCGUGACGCCUUCCAUUACUCCUUCGCCUAUUCCCUCUAGCAGACCUCUCCCCUCGAAGGCUUCUACCCUCCUUACGCUGUCGACUCCGUGCGCGAGCGUGAGCGACGUUCCUUUGCCCGAGUUGUUCCACAUGGCCCAGAACGCUCAGAACGCUCAGAACGCUCAGAACGCUCAGAAUGGUCCGGCUGCCACUGCCUUCCCAUUCAAGCGGACCCACCCCCGCCAGGUUCGACCCAUCUAUGCUUAGGUAAAAUCAUCUGGUCGUUCUGCAAUUGCAUGGACAUCUUUUGUAAGAAGGAGAUGGAUGAUGGAUGAGGGCUGCUGCUGGAUCAGUUGUUCUUUGUAGAGGUGACUGGGUCCCUCAUGUGUAUGAUAGCCAGAUUCGCUAGAUUAGAGACUUGAUGAUCUCAUCUAGAGGGUGAUUAGAGAAAGAACUGUUGAACAGAC